Messenger RNA from Helicoverpa zea (corn earworm), 1628 nucleotides. RefSeq lists its product as uncharacterized. The transcript has 4 exons. The coding region runs from base 289 to 813 and encodes 174 amino acids. Gene Ontology annotation, molecular function: protein-macromolecule adaptor activity. NCBI's taxonomy places the organism in Eukaryota, Metazoa, Arthropoda, Insecta, Lepidoptera, Noctuidae. The record is from RefSeq and is a predicted model, not a curated record. Gene Ontology annotation, cellular component: endoplasmic reticulum; membrane.
ACAGAACUCGGAUUCUGCGCGAAACACUAGCAAAGUUAUUUUGUCAAACAUUUAUAAAUUCUAUAUGAAAAACUACAAUGCAGGUAAAAUGCCGCAUUGCGAUGCACGCUACAACAAACACGCGUUAUUUCUAAUACAAAAACAACGCUUAACUAAUUAAAUUAAGCACAUGAUAGUUUAAACUAUUGCCUUAUUAUUUUAUUUUUAAACCUAUAAUUAGUGUUGUAAAUAGGUCGUAAGUGAAAACCGGAAAUAGUGUGUGUACUUAUAUAGGUGUAAAUUAAAGUUAUGGCGGUUCAAAAUAAAGUUUUGUAUGCGUUUCGUGGUUGGAUCGCGUUUGUUGCGUUUAUGGAUUUGGGCACCGCUGGCCGGUCUUAUAUUGAAAGAAGGUCGUUUCUUAGCAACGCUGGGGAUGAACAUUUAGAUGGAGACUUCACAAUAUCCCGAAUGCUUGGAAUGUACUCAUUUCUAAAAGCCCUCGCACUCAUACAUUGUACGCUCUACAUACAUUAUAGACCGGUGGUGUCAAUGGGCUACUGGUCUCUGUCGUUAACAAUCAUCCUAUAUUUCACGGAAGCUUUCUACUUUCACUCGACAGAUCUCAACUUCUAUGUUGUGUUUCCUUGCGUUUUGAAUAUACUAACACUCCUAGGCUUAAUAUACCUACCUACAAAGCUAAAACUGUUUGGACAAAUACCCGGCACGUCAGGCAUGGAUCGCGAAGUAGAUGACGAAAACACACAAAUAUUACGCUCUAUGGGUAACUUUAGGAGACGAAAACCUGGCAACUCUGCUAAGAAUAAACAUGUUUGAUAGUGUUGCUAUGUGGAAAAAAUUUGGUAGAUUGGUAGCUAAAUGAGAAGUGUUUCAAAAAGGUUUUUUGUUUAAGUACUUAUUCGCUGAAAAUUGGAUUGGAUGAGACAAGAAGUAUUUAAAUUUGGAGUGAACGCAAACGUGAGAAAGUCGAAGUCGAAGACAAGUCAUUUUAUUUAAGUCUUACGUCAAAAAUAUAAAUAAGAUUUAUUCUAGUCGCCCAUUCUAAAAGUAUCUUCCUAUGGAGGAGAACAGACAAGAAACUCCAUGGUUAAAACUCGUUGGACAAAUACCCGGCACGUCAGGCAUGGAUCGCGAGGUAGACGACGAAAACACACAAAUAUUACGCUCUAUGGGCAACUUCAGGAGAAGAAAACCUGGCAACUCUGCUAAGAAUAAACAUAUUUGAUAGUGUUGCUAUGUGGAAAUAUUUGGUAGGUUGGUAGGUAAAUGAAGUGUGUUUAAAAAAGGUUUUUUGUUCAAGUAUUCAUUGAAAAUUGGAUUGGAUGAGCCAAGAAACAUUUAAAUUUGGAGUGAGGUAGUUUUAAGUGAUAAAAAAAGUCCUCAAAAAGCUUUGUUGAAAAAUCUCAAUUUACUCAUUGUAGAGAUUUCCAAUUCCUAAUAAGCGUUUCUUGGGGGAAGGGAGUUCAGUAGUGGACGGCAAUUUUCUGAUCUGAUUAGAUUUAAGGUUCUAUAGUCUGUUUUUUAAUCUCGUAGACUAAACUGACAUUACGAGUGUGGUCAGUUCAUUGCAAAUUCUUAAAUAGUGAUGUGGCACGACCGAAACUUAGCGUUAAUAAAAUCAAGUAUCGUUU